AGUCCAUCUCAUUCUAUUCGGCUCAUUUUUCAGAGAUUUCGUUCGAUUCGAGAUAGAUCCAAAUCGUUCUUGAAAUCGAACAGUCGACAAAAGUUUGUGAACCAAGAAGAUGCAUGUCGUGAGCCCAAGUAAACAAGCCGAAACUGUGGCUAAAGGGGUGGCAUUGUUGUCGGGAAUUUUGGUAGGCUGUCUCUAUGCUUCAUUUGGACGUUCGGUGGCAAUACAAUGGUUUUCCAGCACAAAAGGACCCAACGUAGAAUUCACUACUGUUCCAUCAACCACACCAGGCCAAGUGAUAAAUGAAACUGCCCGAUUCUUAGUGUCGGAUGAUACAACAAUGGCUGACACCUUAGCAAAACGCAUCAAGAUUUUGUGCUGGGUUCACAACAAUGAUCCCGAAGCCAAUCUAAUCGACGCGAUUAAGAAGACUUGGGGUAAUAGGUGCACUGGUUUCAUUACAAUCACAACCAAAGGUGUAAAUUCAACAGAUGUAUUCAACAUUCCGAAUGGGAAAGAUAGCGCGAAUCUCGAAAAUGCAUACCGAUUCAUUUACAAUAAUUUCUCAUCGAAAUAUGAUUGGUUCUUGAAAACCACCGGCUAUUCAUAUGUUGUAAUGGAAAAUUUACGCUUCAAAUUAUUUGCAUACGAUCCAUUGAAGUCAGUUGGUGUUGGACUUGCAUUGAAUAACACCAAAAGGCAAACGUAUCUUUCAGAGAAAGCCGGCUAUGCGUUGAGCAAAGAGGCAUUGAGAAAAUUGAUCAAAGGAUUUGACACGGGAGUUGAAUGUAAGAAUGCCACAAAAUUACACAAUAACGAACAUCGUAUUGGAAUCUGCAUGAGUGAAGCGAAAAUCCAUUUCGCUAAAAGCACCGACGCAAAUGAUAAACAACUUUUCUAUGACAAAUUUCUGGAUGAUUUCCUUAUGCCAGAUCCAAAUGUUAAGCUGCCAUAUCCAUGGUAUCAAGACUACAAAGUCAAUCACUUUCUGGAUUCGGCCUCAAAUCAUUCGAUUGCAUUCUGCGACAUAAGCUGGCACCAAAUGUACGUAAUGGAGUUUCUCAUCUAUCAACUUCGACCGUAUGGAUUGGAAACAGAAAUGCCACCUUUACCAUAUGUCGUAUCAUACGCAGAUUGAGUGAAUAAGAUCUAAGUUUAUUCUUUUUAUUAAAGCGAACUAGGCCGGUUUCGUUUUACAUCUAAAAUUAAUUGAUGGAUAAAUUUAAUUAAAAAAAAUAGUUGAAAUGUUUGUA
Messenger RNA from Sitodiplosis mosellana (orange wheat blossom midge), 1250 nucleotides. Its product is annotated as glycoprotein-N-acetylgalactosamine 3-beta-galactosyltransferase 1-like. NCBI's taxonomy places the organism in Eukaryota, Metazoa, Arthropoda, Insecta, Diptera, Cecidomyiidae. The record is from RefSeq and is a predicted model, not a curated record. The transcript has 2 exons. The coding region runs from base 110 to 1135 and encodes 341 amino acids. Gene Ontology annotation, molecular function: N-acetylgalactosaminide beta-1,3-galactosyltransferase activity.